Messenger RNA from Zerene cesonia (dogface butterfly), 3448 nucleotides. RefSeq names its product ubiquitin-conjugating enzyme E2 R2. NCBI's taxonomy places the organism in Eukaryota, Metazoa, Arthropoda, Insecta, Lepidoptera, Pieridae. The coding region runs from base 422 to 1144 and encodes 240 amino acids. The transcript is spliced from 5 exons. Gene Ontology annotation, molecular function: ubiquitin conjugating enzyme activity. Gene Ontology annotation, biological process: ubiquitin-dependent protein catabolic process; protein polyubiquitination. The record is from RefSeq and is a predicted model, not a curated record.
CAAGCACGGAAAUAACUAACAGCUGUUCUACAAUAUUCGUUCGGGCAACUCAGGUAGCAGCUGUAUUCGGACCAAGACGCAGCCGUUUUCCUUGGAAUUGCGAUUGUUUGGGCACAGAAUAGUGGCUUUCUCAUUGUUUAAUGCUUCUUUGUAUGGAACGAAGUAUUUCAAUUUUCAAAGUUUAUUGUGAUAUUGUUUAAUGCGAUAACGGUGUUGCAAGUGCGUGAAAUAUAAAAAGCGUAAGAUAUUGGUGAUGUUUACCAAAAUUCGUUCGUUGUUAUUGUGAGUCUUGAUUAGUUGAAAUGUCUCGUGAAUACGUGGACCGCGAGGAGAGCAGAGUGUUAUGUCAAUAGAAUCUCGACGCGUAGAUAGCAAUAUUAGUUUUAUAUUUGAUAAGCCUAGGACGAAAAGUUUAUAAAAAAUGUCUAGUACGGUACCAACCAGUUCUGCUUUGAGGGCUUUGGCCUUAGAGUAUAAAAGCUUGCAAGAAGAGCCCGUCGAAGGAUUCAGAGUGAAAUUAUUGGGAGAGGACAAUUUAUUCGAGUGGGAAGUUGCAAUAUUUGGACCGCCAGAUACAUUAUACCAAGGCGGAUACUUCAAGGCGCACAUGAAAUUCCCUCCAGACUACCCAUAUUCUCCACCAUCUAUUAGAUUUUUAACAAAAGUUUGGCAUCCAAAUGUUUAUGAGAACGGUGAUCUCUGUAUAUCAAUCCUGCACCCGCCAGUCGACGAUCCACAGUCAGGGGAGUUGCCCUGCGAGCGCUGGAAUCCAACCCAGUCUGUUCGCACAGUGUUGCUCUCGGUUAUAUCGCUCCUGAACGAGCCGAAUACCUUCAGCCCAGCUAACGUUGAUGCGAGCGUCAUGUACCGCCGCUGGCGUGACUCGAAGGGCAAGGAUAAGGAGUAUGAAAACAUCAUCAGAAAACAAGCUCAAGUGGCGCGCAUGGAAGCGGAAAAGGAAGGAAUAGUAGUGCCGCUUACAUUAGAAGAUUAUUGCAUUAAAACUCGAGUCAAGGCAACAGCGCACGAACCACAGCUGGAUAUGACAGACUUCUACGACGACGACUAUGACCUUGAUACAGAUUCAGAAGAUGAAAUCGAGGGCGCAGAAGAUGGAGAUGACAGUGGCAAUGGGGAAUCGUGAGGACGCGUCCCGAAUGAUAUAGACACGCAAACAGCUACAACUGACAAAGAUUUAAUCAAAACAGAGAAUGACGACAAAAAUUCAAUGCGCCAUACACAUUUUCGGCAUUUUUUCCCGCGCACGCGUGACUUUUGAAACUUUGACAGCUGUCAAACGUAUUGUCGAUGGUCGUCAAUUAUUGUGAGCUGUCUGCGUCAUGCGUAUUCGCGUCACAACGAAAGCGAUCUCCUGCGAACGCGUACGGAUAGCUAAAUGAUUCAUGACAAGAAUAUGAUACUUUACACUCAGAUCACAAAAGAUCGACGUUAAUUGGCUUAUGACAUCAUUCACACGCAAAGUAAAGUUAAAAAUAUGUGCUUUGUCUGUAGAUUAUUGUUCAUAGGAAUACGAUUUGAAAAUGUUCCAUGCACUGUGUUGUGGUAAAAAUGAUGUAUCAAUCAUUAAAAUAUUAUGUAUAUGUUGCUUAAUAUUAUUAAUGUGGUCAUGUCGUUAAUAGUACAAUAUAAAAAGCGAUGCUAUUUAAAAAUCCCAAUUUUAAUUUUAUUAUUUUUAUUAAUUAGAAAUUCUAAAGUAACACAACAAGUUCUUAAGCAUCUGCUUUGUAUUUUAGAAUAGAAUCAAAUUUUAACUAUUACCUAUGAUCAGAAAGUCCUGUAUCCAAUGGGCGAAACAUUUAUAACACUAACUGCCAACCUUGCCAACUUGAACAAUCAUGACACUAUAGUAAUGAAUUUUUGACAUGAAUACAAUAAUAUAUUAAAUUAGAUUGUAAAUUGUAUCCAAUGGAAAAAAAUAUUUUUUUUUAUUCUAAUUUGACCACUUGUAUGCAGAUCUGGAAUUUAAAUAAAUAUUGAAUUAAGUCCGUACCGUUUGCUUGAACUGUAUAGUUAAUUUUACAACUAACAUAAGAUAUCUGUAAUGUUUUUUUUUUAUUUUUUCCUCUAAUAAAUUUUAGAAAUAACUAGCCAAUUUUGUGAUUGAUAUAAUUUUAAUUGAUGCAUUACACAUGGUAUGAUUUCUGUAUACAUUGUAUUCACGUAUAUCCGUAAUAGAAUACCAAUACCCAAUAUACAUAUUUUGUAUAAAACUCGUCAUAAUACAUUUCGACAAGGUUAAAACAUUGGUUAUGUCAUUAGAUAAUAUAGAACGUAAUUCACAACCAGCAAUUUUCACGAUAUAGUUACAUUUUAAACAAGAAAGAUUGCUUUAGAUAGUAAACUGGCAAGUGGCGUGAAUAUAUUUCAGAAAAUAAUAGAAAGUUUAUACCUUUAAAUUAAACACAAGUAUUAAAUGACACUAUAUUCUCAUUAAUUUGCUUUUCGUGUUAUUUUAUACAUCUAUACAUAUAAAAAAUUAUAAUUAUUCUCAGAGUACUUGCAACUUUUGCUAUGUAUUAUAAUACUGCACUAUGUACAGAAGGUAAUGCAGACUGUACAGAAAUCUAUCGAAAUAAUAUUCAGUAAUUAUUCAGAUUUAAAUAAUGCUCAAAUCAAGAUUGUGUAUGAUAAUAAUAAAGGAGAUACAGUACAUUUUAAGGUAUAAUCAAAAAGUACUUGCAUAUUAUAUUAUAAUUAUAUUAUUAGCGAUACGUAAAAACGAAAUUAUAUAAGUGAUUAAUGACUAGUGUGCAGUAAACUAAGUUAAAUUUCAUAGGUCAUUGUGAAUUGUUUGACUCUAAGGCUUAGAUUACAAAUAAAUUGGCUUAAAUGAUUUGUGAUGUUCGUGCAUAGCGUCUGAACUCUUUAACAGCACUAAAAUACCGUAUUUAACGGACCUGAGACCAUUAUGUUAGUCUUAAUGACUUUGUAUUGCUGAAACAAGUAAAUAUCUAAUUAACAAUGCAUGAUCUUGUAAAAUGGCUUUUACUAUGUAUAAUACGAUAAAUCAUCUCGAUUCUGUUGAAGUUUAAUCUUGAUGUGUACCAGUGAAGUAAAAUUUUAAAAACAUUGUUUGCCACAAGAAUGGCCCUAGACAAACAAGCUCACAACUUUUCCUCUUAAUGUACUAGUGUAAAUAAAAAUAUUUCAAUAUACUGAUGUACUUUAGAUUUAACUGUGCUUUAGAAAUAUACGUUUAUUUUAUGGCAUGUCUAUUUGAAUUAUUAAUCGUAACUUAUGUUUAGUUAAAUCAUUUUAAAUGGCUUAUGAACUAAUGUAUUAAGAGACACAUGUCAAAGGUCGUCCGAUAUCGAUUAAUUUCAAUCUGUAUAGUAAGGUUUAUUAAAAUUGAAGUAGAGACGUUCACAAUGGAAAUGUUAUUAAAUUUAUUAUGUAUUCAGUAAUAAAAUCAUGUGUUUGAAAGAGA